This is a messenger RNA of Penicillium samsonianum, 1143 nucleotides long. RefSeq lists its product as uncharacterized. NCBI's taxonomy places the organism in Eukaryota, Fungi, Ascomycota, Eurotiomycetes, Eurotiales, Aspergillaceae. The coding region runs from base 1 to 1143 and encodes 380 amino acids. Gene Ontology annotation, molecular function: DNA binding. Gene Ontology annotation, cellular component: nucleus. The record is from RefSeq and is a predicted model, not a curated record. The transcript has a single exon.
AUGGAUGAAACCGGAGUCAUGUUGAGUGGCCCCCGUUCGCUGAAGGUUUUGGUAGGGAAGGACUAUAGUGGCUCAAGAGGCGUAAGAGUUAAUCGGGAGGCCAUCACAGCCAUUGAAUGUAUUUCGGCAGAUGGCCGGUCACUCCCUCCAUUGAUCAUCUGGCCAGCUGCCACCCAUCGUAGCUCGUGGACUACACAUCCGACUCCUGAUUGGCAUUUCGCAUGUUCCAAAUCUGGCUACACCGAUAGUGUGAUCAGUCUCUAUUGGAUCAAGCAUGUUUUUGACCCUCACACCAAAGCACUGGCUGGGAAUAAGCCGCGGCUUCUCAUUAGCGAUGGAUUCGGCACGCAUGAAUCUCUUGAGAUUAUGGAGUUCUGUCUCCUCAAUCGAAUAAUUCUCUGUCGACUGCCAUCACAUACAUCGCACAAACUUCAGCCCUGCGACGUUGGCGUUUUCUCGUCACUGAAGACUGCGUACCGCGAACAUGCCGAGUCAUUGGAGCGGUGUGGGGCUAACACAAUUGGGAAGCAGCAUUUUACGUAUCUGUACAGCCGUGCCCGCAGCCAGGCGUUCAAUUGUCGGAAUAUUCUCUCGGGAUGGUCCAAAACUGGACUGCGACCCUUCAAUCCCGAGAGGGUCCUUAGAGACAUCCAAAAACCUCCAGCCGGAGAUGUACAAUUACAGACUUCUGACACUCUCCUGGCUGUUGCAAAUGACUUGCCUGACACACCAGUCAGUCCCCGAAAGCUGGCCCUACUACGUAGCGAAGUUGAAAAGGAUGCGCAUCCAAUGGAUGAAGGCUGUAAGCUUCGUCUUCAGAAGAUAUUAAAUGCGACGGAAAGAGCAUUUGCGGAGCGUUCGCUUCUUCGGCAGCAGAACCACGACUUGUUUGAGCAAAAUACCGAGAAGAAAAGUCGACAGCGUACAAAUUCGACGGUGGUAGGGAAGGCUAAGAUCAUGACGUUUGAGGACAUUGCAGUGGCAAAAAGGAAACGUGAAGAAAAAGAAGCCGCGCGAGAAGCAAAGAGGAAGAAACGGGCCGAACCGAGUGAAAUUAGUCACACCCUGCCACAUGCAGAGGGAAAUUGUCGCCAAGAACCGUUGAGGGGUAUAGAAGAUUAUUGCUCCGUUCUCCAAUUUUGA